GGAUGUAACAAGACUAAAAGCUCUAUAAAUAUCCAGUGAUUCUGCAGUAAGGACUGAAGGUGCUGGCUGAGAAGACGGAUCAUUCUGCAUCAGCUUGCAAAUUUGCAUCUUUUCAUCAUCUCCACCAUGAAGUUGUUGGCUGUGUUCCUCCUGGUUUCCUCUGCGGUCGCUCAGGCCACACAUUUUGACUCGAUCCAGACAUCCAUCACCUGUCCUUCUGGCUGGACUCUGAUCUACAGUCGCUGCUUUCUCUAUGUUCCCAAUUACAUGACUUGGGCGGAUGCAGAGAAAAACUGUCUGUCCAUGGGGGCAAACCUUGCAUCAGUUCACAACCCGUACGAGUACCAUCAGGUUCAGAAUCUGAUAGCUGCAGCAGGUCACGGGUCCAAAAAAGCAUGGAUUGGAGGCUCUGAUGAGGAGCAGGAGAAGACUUGGUUGUGGAGCGAUGGAAGCCCGAUGAUCUACACAAACUGGUGUCGAUGGCAGCCUGAUAAUCGUUUUUCCAGCCAGCACUGUCUACAGAUAAACUAUUCAGUUGGAAAGUGCUGGGAUGACUCCUGGUGUGAUUUCUGUCGGCCUUCUGUCUGCGCCAAAGAGAUCUGAAAAAAAGGUUCCCAAAGAGGCCUGAUGUGUAAAACAGAACCAGUGCAACCUAAGGAAUGAAGCGACAAGCAAACAGCUGCUGGAUUGUCUCUCUGUAAUAAGAUCAGACUGAAUGAGUUAUAAUAAAAGAUCAUCUAAGCAAAACUUUAUUCUAUUCUUUGGCUUAGCAAGAAUAAAACUCUGAGCAAUCAAAA
This is a messenger RNA of Poecilia latipinna (sailfin molly), 797 nucleotides long. Its product is annotated as type-2 ice-structuring protein-like. Lineage: Eukaryota; Metazoa; Chordata; Actinopteri; Cyprinodontiformes; Poeciliidae. Bases 127 to 603 code for a protein of 158 amino acids. The transcript has 7 exons. The record is from RefSeq and is a predicted model, not a curated record.